Molecule: messenger RNA, 7737 nt
Organism: Osmia lignaria (orchard mason bee)
Lineage: Eukaryota; Metazoa; Arthropoda; Insecta; Hymenoptera; Megachilidae
Gene: hppy
Product: MAP4K3-like protein hppy
Biological process (GO): protein phosphorylation; intracellular signal transduction
Cellular component (GO): cytoplasm
Molecular function (GO): ATP binding; MAP kinase kinase kinase kinase activity
Source: RefSeq, a predicted model, not a curated record
GUGAACAAUGGCGACGUUUCGACGAAAGUGACAUUCUAACGAACAAAUGUGUUUUUACACUUUAACGUUAAUCUUCUUUUGUAAAUAUUAAUUACACUCGUUAGGUGUUAGAUCGACAAGAAUCUGUGUUUUAUGAUGGCUUUGAACGCUAAUGCACUAUCUAGUGACAUAAGCCGAAGAAAUCCACAGGAUGAGUACGAGCUCAUUCAAAGGAUAGGUAGUGGAACGUACGGAGAUGUUUACAAGGCCAAAAGACUUUCCAUGAAUGACCUCGCUGCGAUUAAGGUUAUCAAGCUGGAACCAGGAGAUGAUUUUGCAAUUAUACAACAAGAAAUUUUAAUGAUGAAAGAUUGCAGACAUCCCAACAUAAUUGCAUAUUAUGGAAGUUAUUUAAGAAGGGAUAAAUUAUGGAUUUGUAUGGAAUAUUGUGGAGGUGGUUCCUUGCAAGAUAUAUAUCACAUAACUGGACCACUAUCAGAAAUACAAAUAGCAUAUAUGUGUAGAGAGACUCUUCUAGGAUUGGCUUACUUACAUAGCAUGGGAAAAAUGCAUCGUGAUAUUAAAGGUGCCAAUAUAUUAUUAACAGAGGCUGGUGAUGUUAAAUUGGCUGAUUUUGGAGUAUCAGCCCAAAUUACUGCAACUAUUAACAAAAGGAAAAGUUUUAUUGGCACUCCUUAUUGGAUGGCACCUGAGGUUGCAGCUGUGGAAAGAAAGGGUGGUUACAAUCAACUUUGUGAUAUUUGGGCAUGCGGAAUCACGGCAAUAGAAUUAGCAGAAUUACAACCACCUAUGUUUGAUUUACAUCCGAUGCGCGCACUUUUUCUUAUGUCUAAAUCAGGUUUCAAACCGCCAACAUUAAAGGACCGUGAUAAAUGGAGUCCAACAUUUCAUAAUUUCGUUAAAAUUGCCCUCACGAAAAAUCCGAAAAAACGACCAACAGCCGAAAAAUUAUUGCAGCACGCAUUUUUUCAAGGAGAAAUGAGCAAACGUUUAGCUUUGGAGUUGUUGCAGAAGGUAUCAAAUCCUAGUCAUAUGUUUACUGAUUUAGAAGCCGACGAAGACGGAGCUGUACCUAACGUACCGCAAAGGAUAGCGUCUCGUCAUACUGCAAGACCUAGACCAAAAAGCCCUAUACCGCAGUUAGAUAGUGAUGAUCAGAUUAAUAUUGAUGGAACAUUACAAAGAGACGUAAUAUCACCGUCCGUGGAUACAAGUCCAGCAUGGGAUAUUAUGGAUAUCAUGAAUAAUGUCAAGGCUGUUCAUAAUUGUGAUGUUCAUCCAGAUUGUGGUAUUGGUACUGCAUUUGAAGAUGUACAGGAAAAUACUCUUGGCGCUAACGUUACCACAGAUAGUAGACUGUCGCGUCGAAGCAAAACAGGCACAGAAAUAUUUCAUAUGAGUUUAAGGAGUCUAUUGCAGUACAUUGAUGAGGAGUUGUUGCUAAGGGGGAAUGCAAUGUCAAUGGUUGGUGGUCAUUGUGACCAGCUAUAUUCCCUGCAAGCCACACUCCCUCUUGGAGAAUCAUCGAAUGAUUGUGAAGUGCAUUGUUCAUACUAUAACAUGUCAGGAUCUCAAGCAAGUCCCAGGCGUCACAGCUCUGUGGACGAGUUGUAUGGUUUGGUGAGCAGUACCCAGUCUUUAGCCGCUGUUAAUGGACAACGUCAACGGUCUCUCUCGGACAGUUGUCCUAGAGACGAAUCCCCACAAUCUAAUGGUCAGAACGAAGUGCCAAGCGAUGGGGAUAGAGAAAGUAUGAGUCCAGAUUUAUUAUCUGAUACUCCGCCUGUCCCUCCAAGAAGAAGGGACAGAAAACGUCACACACCGCCUAGACCUAUUAGCAAUGGACUGCCACCCACACCCAAAGUUCACAUGGGUGCAUGUUUCUCAAAAGUAUUCAAUGGGUGUCCGUUAAGAAUACAUUGCACUGCAAGCUGGAUUCAUCCAGACACAAGAGAUCAGCACUUAUUAAUUGCAGCAGAAGAAGGAAUUUAUAACUUAAAUCUAAACGAACUCCAUGAAACUGCAAUUGAUCAAUUGUAUCCUAGACGUACAAUAUGGAUGUAUGUCAUUAAGGAUGUGCUCAUGUCUUUGUCUGGGAAAACUCCUCAAUUAUAUAGGCAUGAUCUAUUAGCCAUGCAAAGCAAACAAAGCCAUAGGUUUUCAUUGCACAUGAACAAAAUACCGGAGAGAUUAGUACCUCGAAAAUUUGCUCUUACUACUAAAGUCCCAGAUACAAAGGGUUGUACUAAAUGUUGCGUUGGUAGAAAUCCAUAUAACGGAUAUAAGUAUCUCUGCGGUGCAAUGCCAACGGGAAUAUUUUUAAUGCAGUGGUAUGAUCCACUCAAUAAAUUUAUGCUUUUAAAACAUUUCGAUUGUAUAUUACCAACACCAUUGAAUGUAUUCGAGAUUAUUAUUACACCUGAAAUGGAAUAUCCAAUGGUGUGUGUAUCUGUAAAACAACCAUAUCAACAAAACAAAUUAAAAUUGGAUUUAAUUAACAUGAAUUCGGGAGCAAGUUGGUUUCACAGUGAUGAACUGGAAGAUAUGGAUGGUUCAGCUACUGUGAUACCAAGAAGAGAAAAUCUUCAUGUUAUUAAUGUUACACAACUAGAAAAAAAUGCAAUACUAGUGUGUUAUGAUAAUGUAGUAAAAGUGGUCACGUUACAAGGAAGACCUAGAUCAAACAGGAAGCACAUGUCGGAAUUACAUUUUAACUUUCAAAUUGAAUCUAUCAUCUGUUUACCGGAUAGUGUACUGGCAUUCCAUAAGCAUGGUAUGCAAGGUAGAAGUUUAAAAAAUGGUGAAGUUACACAAGAAAUCAGUGAUCCGAGUAGAACAUAUAGAUUACUUGGAUCCGAUAAGGUUGUAAUGUUGGAAAGCCAUUUGGUUCAAUCAGGCACACUAAACGAAUCCGAGGGAGCGGACUUGUACAUACUUGCUGGACACGAAGCCAGUUACUAAGUUUCAUCUUCAAUUGUAAAAUGUGCAAAUGCAAUGUGUCGCAAGUGAAUUGUGAUUUCCAUUGACUGCGUGUAAAGUAAAAUAUGUGGACUGUACUGAGAGGCAGUGGUUGAUGUUGGUAAGAGAAUAGUUAAUUAUCCUGUUUUAAAGUACAUACGAAUACGGAUGUACUUUAGUACACAUACAGACACAAACAUAUACACACAUCAUUCGUCACUGUUCUCCAUAUAGUCAAUGCUGCAUAGACUGGUUAUUUACCGAUAACUUUUUAACGAAGACAAAUUUAGAAUUAGUGAUCUUUAAGGUCUAACUAAGGAAAGAUCACAAAAGGAGACAGAUUAUUAAAAAGAAGUAUGAUAUAUUUGAAAUAUGUAAAUUUGCCCCUAUGCCUGACAAAAUAAAGCUUAUACUUGUCGAAUCUUAUCUCAAGAAACGUUCAAUGCUAAAUUGCAAGUGUAAAAUUUAUAUUCUCUCGGUAUAUGUUGUAAUGACUGUCUGUAAAUCAUAGAUCUAAAGCUUAAUUAAAAAGUUGAAAAAUUAAAUUGAGAAAAUUUUAAACUUAUUUUAGAAUACAUUCUAAUUCGUCUUAUCAUAAAUAAAUGAUGUUUACUUGUAGAUAUACGAACAUUUAUAUUUUUAGAAUGGUUUUUAGAUUGUAUAAUAACACAAAAUAUCUCUACAUCUUGAACAUAAAUUAAUUACAUCGUCGUAAGCUUCUUAUCUUUGUACACCUCUAAUAAGAUAUUGGCCAAAGGUAGUUUAAGUAGAUUAAUAUAUAUUUGAACAUUAAAUAGCAACAAAGACAACGAUUUAAAUACAAAUUAGUUACCGAAUAUAUAAAAGCAAUGAUACUUAUUAAAUGUCAGCCCUAAAUACGUAUAUUUUUCCUGAAAAAAGAUAGAAUAAAAUUGAAAUAUACGAAUUCAAUGCAAUAUAUCCUAUGCUUUUGUAUAAGUUUUACUUUGGUAGGCAUUGGGCUUUUGCAUAAAAAUUAUUUUACUAAGACAUUGCGUUCAUCAGUGUCUCUAAUUUUGGACGAUUGUACUAUAAAUAUACAGUAUAAAUUGCAAAGUAGUUUAUGAUGGCAAUCAUAAAUUAUUUAUUUUAAGAAGUAUGUACGGGAAUGCUUAACAGUUAUAAUUCAUUCGUAUAUAUCCAAAACGAUAUUUUUUACUAAAUAUGUAAAUUCUUUUAAUUAUAAAAUCCACAAAACGUUUUAAGUUAUCUAAGUAAUUAUCAGAUUUAUGAAUGGUGAUUGAAGUUAAAAAAAAAAAGAAGUUAAGGUCAGAACAAUAUUCCACCCAUUUAUUUAGCUUAUUGUAGGAAUAUUAUGCCUAUAACGGGUAUAUUAUAUGAAUUUAAAGUUCAAAACUAUAUGUCUAUAUAUUUGGAAAGGAAUUUAUUUCCGUAAUUAAACUAUAAAUAUUUAUAAAAUUAGUACUUUCUGAAAAGUAACGAAAUUAAAUGCAUUUUGUGUGAUUGGUUUUUAAGACUGGGAGAAAUAUUUCUCAUUUGCGAAAGACUUUCUUAAUACAUGAACAAUGUAUUCAGGAGGAAGAGUGCUGGAUAAGAUAGAAUUUAAAAAAAAAAAAUAUUUUAUGCAAAAAUUACACCGAGUGUUUGCUUUUUAACAAUUGAGAUUUCUUUUGUUUCGUUAUCAUAAUUAGUAUUACUUGAUAUUUAUAGCAACAUAAUAUAGCUUACAUCUUUUCUUAAUGAACUAUUUAAUUACAUGAUUAAAAAGAAUAUUUUCCAAUUAAAUCUUUCAUUUGUAUUAAAAGUGAUAUAUUAUAUAAUUUAAUAAUACUCAUUUCACAUUUUGUUCACAGUAUUGUACAUUAAAAUAAGUAAAAAAAAUGAUGAACUUAUAUGCAGUUUUUGCAAUAAAAAAGAAAAAAUUAUAUCAAGUAGCAUAAAAUAAAAGACAAAUUAAUUAAUCGUUAGUUUAGAAGUAAGUCUAAAACUAAGUUCCAUUUUUGUCUGAAGUAAGACACUUGGAAUUUCAAAUGAUUAAUAAAAUUCAAAUCGGAAAAAAUAAAAAUAUUUCUUUUAGAACAAUGAAGAAUUCUAUUUUAGCGUUAGCAUCAAUUAAAUUAGAAAUAUCUAAAUUUAAUGUAAUUUGACUAGAAGUACUAAUAAAGCAUUGCUUGAUAGUAUUCAUAAGCUUUUUAAAAUCUAUAAGAAUAUUAUAUAAACAUGAGAAAGCUCAAGAUGCAGUUAUUAUGUUCAAUUACAUUAAUUAAAUAAAUUAAAUAUUUAUUUGCUAAGGUUCUUUAGGAUUAUUAGAUUUUAAAAUUAAGUAGUGUUCUAGCACUUUUCCAUCCAUUGUCAAUACAUUGAUAUCUUACAAGUUAAAGUGAUUGCUUUAUCAUGGCAGGGAUGAAAUGUGAGUUGAACUAGGAAGGAUUGACAAAGUAAAAUUAUCUUGGAAAUGUUAAAAUAUUUUGGUAUUUUAUAUGAAAAUUUGCUGUGUAAAUAAAAAGUAGACUAUUAAAGAAAGUAUUAUGCUAUUAAAGGUUUACUAUAAUAACGGUAUAUUAUAGUAAAUAGUAUUUGACUGCUUAUUGCUUAUGAUAAUAUUACUGCAUUAUGGUGAACAAUUAUGUUAUAUAAAAUGAGUUUAUAGUGAAAACAUAAGUGGUAUAAUAUACACUUCUGUAUGUGUUCAAUACUAAUUUUCUUACAUUCCAAUAUUUGAACUGAAUAGAAAAGUUUAUAACUAUUUAAUUGCGUUUCUUUUGUUUUCUUCUUAAUUUUUGAAGAUGUGUAAGGUAAAUACAUUACACAGCAUUGAAAUAUUAAUAUUUUUUUAAGCUUCUCAGACAUAUAUUUAUACCACUUAUGUGCAUAAUUUAACAUUUAAUGAUACUAUGAAAUUCAACAAAAUUGUUUAGCAAAAGAAUAUUUUAUGCUGACAAUGUCUUAUAGAAUUGAAAUGAUUGUGUUCAAAUAUGUCCAAGAUAGUUCACUUUAUCAUUUUAAAUAUCACUCUUGUCUUAUAUAUUAUCUUUCAGUAUCAUUUUUAAACAUUUCCACUUGCACACAAGUUGCACAAAAUGAUAAUUGAUUACACGAAAUCUAAUUAUUUACAAGCAUGUAUUCGUUAUACACAUAUUAAAUAUAGUCAUACAUUUGAACAUUAAAUUAAUAGGAAUUUUCAAAGUAUCUGCAAUGUUAGUAAAUUUUUUAAAAUAAUAUAUUGUAUAGAAAGAGACUCGGGUUUAAAGACAAGAGAGAUGUUUUUUUCAGGGAAUAUGAUUAAUUAGAUUCGUGUUGCAACACAUUUACAUCCAUUUGUGUCAGCAAUUUAGUAUGCUAUUACAAUCAAUGCCUGAGCAAUCAAAUACAAAGUAUUUAAUCAAAGACAGCUUGUUUGAGAAUUCGUCUCGUAAAAGAAGUAUAUAAAGCAAUGUCUUCCCUGUAUUUGCUAUUAAGCAUAUACCAAUAGGAGAUGUUAAAUGCUUGUCAUGUCAGCAUUUAAAAAUGAAUGAAUUAUUGUUUAGUAAUUAGUAUUUGAAUCUCCUUUGUUGCAUUAAACUACAGAUAUUUAUAGUUUUUCUAGUUUGUUUAUGUUCCUUUAUUCUCAAGCAUUUCAAAAGUAAAUGAUUUUCAUUAAACAAAUUGAUAAUCAGUAUCUUCCUGAAUUUUAAAUGAAGUUAAAAAAAACCUGUUUUAUAAAUUUGGAAAAUAAACCAAAAAAAAAAUUGUAUAAGGGUGUGAUAUAGAUUAUUAGAGCCAGUGAAAGAUGAAAAUUCUAUAUAACAUGCUUUUCAAGCUGUUUAAAUGAACGCAUGUAUAGAAAUAUAACUACAUUGGUAAUGUAGCCAGGAAGAAAGUUUAUUUAGCUAAAUAUAAAUAACUUACUGAUUUUUUAUCUUUGUUUAAUUUCAUAUAUAAAACAUUUAAUUAGCUAUUAUAUUGCUGCAUAAAGCAUUCAUACAGUAGAGUUGAAUACUUAUUUCACUGAUAUUAUAAAUAAUUACAGUGCAACGUUACCUGGCAAAUUUUUGUAUUAUUGCAAUGACAAUAAUUUCAUUCAUGGUAUCAAACGUACAUCGUAAAAAUAAUUAAAUGUAUAUUGGCUAAAUCCAAAGGAAGAAUACUUACAAAUAACAGCAGCUGAAAAAAGAUAUUAAAAGACAAAAAAAAAACACAUAGUAAUUAUACAUAUACUGUAUGGCAGACCAAUUAUUAGAAGACAUAAAUUUUAGUAGACACAGAAACUCAGAAACAUUUUACAUGCAGAUUUUACAUAUCCAUAUUCUAAUUAUGACCACAAAAUUUUAAAUAUACCUCUGAGAGUGUUUUGUUGAAUGUAGUGCAUAGCUGAAAAUACUUAAUUUUUAUUAAAUCUUCAUGUAUAUGUAUAGUGUGUGAAUUGAACCAUCAGUAUAUGAGCAUUAAAAACUCCAUAAAAAGUUUAUAUUUAUAUACAAUUAGCACUUUCAAUGCAAAAGAGCAAUAUUUUUAAUGUCUCACACAAUAAUAAUAUAUUAUUAUUAAUGAUAGUAAACACAAAUUAGAACAAUAAUUUCAUAUUCUUUUAUGUUAUAAACUUUGUAUGUUAUAUUUUAAAAGCAACAGUUUUUUAUUUAAUUCACACACAUACACAAAAUGUAGAUUCUCAUAGUGGUAGGACAACUAGUACAGCGAUAAAAUGUACCUGUCCAUAUUGACCAGAUCAGUGGCUUUGCCUCUAACUUAUGAAUGGAGAUAGAAAAUUUGUCUAACAAAACUGUAGGACUAUGUUCAUGAAAUUAUAAAAAAAAAAAAAAA